GGAAUCCGCCGAGAGUUACCUGAGAAGAUGGCUGAUGAUGGACAUUGCAAAUAUACAUUGUUAUUCGCGCUCAUAAUGCUUUUCAACGUAUCACUGAGCACUUCAGUCAGUCUCGAUUUAACGGAGCUGCGAAAUAAAGUUUCGAAAAUAAAAGUGCAUCCACGUGGAAAUCUUUGGGCAACAGGUCAUUUUAUGGGCAAAAAGAGCAUUUCAAACAGCCAGCUCCAGGAUUCCCCGUUCCCCGUAAAACCAGAUAGGAAUAUUAUGGGAGAAUCAGGGAGUUCAGAGGAUUUGAAGGAGCUCAUCACUCAGGAGAUGCUGAAAAUUGCUCUUCAGGCUCAGCUUGAAGAUCCAAAAAGGACACGAGAUGUUUAUAAUCAGGUGAUUAGAGAGAUAUUUAAAGAAUUGGCCAACAGGAUGUGAAUAGUUAAUUGAAUGUAAAUUGUGAUGCAUUUUAUUUAUUCUUUUUUUUUCAGGAUAAAGACUUCAUGGUAAAGCUUAUGAAAAACUUAAUUGAAAAAGUACAUUUAUAGCGAAAGUGCAAUGGAUUUAAAUGUAAUAAAAUUGACAAACCUUAACAUUGUGUACCAAAUGUAUAUGCAAGUCUGCUUUUAAUGUUUGUUAUAGACUUAUUAAUGAUGUAUUUUGGCAGCAGAAAGUGUCAAAUGUUAUGAAGGCAAAUCAAUAUUUUGCAUUCAGAUGUCUGUUUGAAUAUCCGAAUGAUCGGAUGAGUGAGUGAAUUGAUUAAUAGAUGAGUGAAUGUGUUAAGUAAGUUAUUAAACAAAUCUGUAUUUUGAAAAAUAAAUAUGAAACUGCAAA
This is a messenger RNA of Danio rerio (zebrafish), 819 nucleotides long. RefSeq names its product neuromedin Ba (gene nmba). Gene Ontology annotation, biological process: neuropeptide signaling pathway. Gene Ontology annotation, cellular component: extracellular region. The record is from RefSeq and is marked provisional. Lineage: Eukaryota; Metazoa; Chordata; Actinopteri; Cypriniformes; Danionidae.